Messenger RNA from Drosophila biarmipes, 7471 nucleotides. RefSeq lists its product as uncharacterized. Gene Ontology annotation, molecular function: mRNA binding. Lineage: Eukaryota; Metazoa; Arthropoda; Insecta; Diptera; Drosophilidae. Gene Ontology annotation, cellular component: cytosol. Bases 593 to 2116 code for a protein of 507 amino acids. The transcript is spliced from 8 exons. The record is from RefSeq and is a predicted model, not a curated record.
UUUUAAUAUUUCCAUAGACAGAGAGAUAACCGAAAGGAAUCCACUUGCUUUGAGUGCUGGGGAUUCUGGUUGGGAACAUAAUUCAAAAACCAAAUGAACUUUUCGAAAACUAAUUUCAUUGGUCUGUGAUAAGUGAAGGUCAAGCAAAGAGGAAAUUUUUUAUGAAAACUACCAACAACAAAAAAAAAACCAACCACAAACAACACACAGCGGAACCAACGGCAAGGAAAACCACAAAAAAGGCAGCAUUUCCCAAAUUAGCAAAAUUGUAGAAAUUAUUUAAUGCAUCAAAUCGUUUGACCAAACAACAAGCAGCAGCAGCAACUGUGCGGUUUCACACAAAAAGGCGGCCAUUCGAAAACCAAAAUAAAAAAACGAAUCUGAAUAUAAAAAAACCCAAAAACCUAGCCAAAUUAUAACACAAUUUAUUUAUAUCAUCAACUGCAAGGCGGCAGGCACUUCAUUAAGCAUCAAAGCGAGCUGCGUCCAACCGCAGAACGUGCAAAUUGCGCACCGCAACAGCAGCAGCAGCAGAAGCAGCACCACCGCCCCCGGAGCCACCACUGCACCACUGCACCACGCCAGCCGUAAAAUGUUGGCCAUGCCCACGCUGAUGAUGCCAGCCACCGCCCAGAUGACGCUCAGCGCCGCCCACGGAAAGCCCUACGAGACAAAGCUGCUGGCCAUUCACCAGACGCACCUGCAGCAGCAGCAGCAGCAACAGGCGCCCGCCCCCCCGCAGCAGCAGCAACAACAGCAGCAGCAGUCGCAGUUGCAGCAGGCGCCCAACGGCAAGCAGCAGCCGCAGCAGAUGACCAUUGUCACCACGCAGCAGCAGCAGCAACAGCAGCAGCAUCAGCACCCCCAGUCGCAGUCGCCGCACCAGCAGCAGCAGUCGCAGCAGCAGGCCGCCGCAGCAGCCGCCGCUGCCGCCGCCGCCGCCCACCAUCAGCAGCAGCAGGCGGUGGCCGCCGCCGUCUGCGCCGCCCAGCAGCAGGCGGUGGUGGUGCAGCAGCAGCAGCAGUACCAGAUCCACUCGCAGCAGCAGUCGCCGCAGCAGCAGGUGCUCUGCAUCUCGCCCAAGCAGGAACAAUUCCACAUCUUUGUCGGCGACUUGAGCUCAGAAAUUGAAACUCAGCAAUUGCGCGAAGCAUUCACACCAUUCGGCGAAAUCUCCGACUGUCGCGUGGUGCGCGAUCCACAGACCUUGAAGUCGAAGGGCUAUGGCUUUGUGUCCUUCAUCAAGAAAUCGGAAGCCGAGAGCGCCAUUACGGCCAUGAAUGGCCAGUGGCUUGGCUCCCGUUCAAUUCGCACGAAUUGGGCCACACGGAAACCGCCGGCGAGUAAAGAGAACAUCAAGCCGUUGACCUUCGACGAGGUCUACAAUCAGAGCAGUCCCUCCAAUUGCACCGUUUACGUGGGCGGCGUCAACAGCGCCCUCACCGCCCUCAGCGAGGAGGUCCUCCAGAAGACCUUCGCCCCCUACGGCGCGAUACAGGAGAUCCGCGUCUUCAAGGACAAGGGAUACGCCUUCGUGCGCUUCUCCACCAAGGAGGCCGCCACCCACGCCAUCGUGGGCGUGCACAACACGGAGAUCAAUGCCCAGCCCGUGAAGUGCUCGUGGGGCAAGGAGAGUGGUGACCCCAACAACGCGCAGACCAUCGCCACCCAGGCGCUGAACAGUGCCGCCGCCGCUGCCGCCGGCUUCCCGUACGGAGUGGGCGCAGCUGCCGCCGCCGCCGCCUACGGACAGCAGCUGGCCGCCACGGGCUGCUGGUACUCGCCCACGCCCACCUAUCCGGCCUCCUCGGCCACGGCGGCCGCGGUGACCCCGGCGGCGGCCAGUGCAGCCGCUGUGCAGAACCAGUUCCUGCAGGGCAUCCAGGGCUAUCACUUCGGCCAGUACGGCGGCUAUCAGCAGGGAUACAUGGGCAUGGGAGUGCAGAUUCCGGCCACCUGGCAAGGCGUCACCCAGGCGCAGAUCUCACCUGCCCAGCAGCUGGCAACGGGCGUGGCCGGCACCGCCAUUCCGCAGGCCGCCGGCGUGGUGGCCUAUCCGAUACAGCAGUUCCAAGUGAGCCCACAGGUUUAUCCUUUACUCUUGCAGGCACAGUAAACGCCAAAAGCCAAAUACCGAAAAUCCAAAGCAAAAUUUUUAAGUACAGCUGCAAUUUUCUGAACAGAAACAAAACCAAACUGAGCUGUAAAUAAAAUGCGAAGCGCAGAACACACAAAUUGCAAAACAAUUGAUGGCAACUUGAAGUUUGGCGAUUUUAGAGAGCUGCACCCCAGAAACAAAAGCAAGCGCGAAUCCGAAAUCCAAAACCCACACCCACAAAAGUAUAUAUCUAGAAAUAUAUAUAACAACUAGAGCAUAAUUAUUUGUCAACGCCCGUUGAAUGAGCAUCGGGGGAAGCAAACAAUUAUAAUGUAUAUGCAAAAAAAGGCAAAGAAGCGAACAUAUUUUUAACCCUAGUUGCUUACACCAUCACACACUCACAUCACACAAUGCUUUAUGUAAAUGUGUUGAAGCACGGCGCGUAUAAAAAAAUAAUAACAAUUAUUAAUUGAAGAAGGCGGCAGGAGCGUAAAUAAAAAAGGGGAAUACAAUUUGGUCGACGGAGAACGUAUAUCGAGUGGGUUGUAGCGGCCUAAAUUAAACACAGUCGCGGCAUUAAAUUAAAAUAAACAUAAUUAAAAAUGCGUUAAAAUUAAUUACGCGCACACAGACAGGCUCGCAUGUAUGCAAGUAAAUAUUUGUGCGUCUGUGUGUAUGCGAAGCGCCCUUAACCCCACAUUAUCCCUCUCAUCUCACACCAGGACCCGCAUCACUUUGUAUUGCCUACUUUUCUGCGCAGUUUGGUUCUAGCUCAGCUUAGCACACACACACACACUCGUACACCACUUUCACCGGUCGAGUGAAAGUGUAUCUUUUUUAGCCAUCCAACUCUUGCACACCACAAAGUGUUGGUAAUUGAACAGAGUGUGGAAGCUAAAUGGCUUGAAGGGAAAUGAAAAAGAUAAAGCACUUUCACUCAACCACCCACACUUAGCACUAGUGCCUAUAACUAUGAUAGAUGAUACUGCUUAGAAAGAACUGCCAGUUAUCGAAGCAAGUGCAGUUGAUUGGCCAACUAGCUCGUCAUGUCCUGCUAUCAUUUCCUAUAUAGAAUGCAACUGAAAGUUCACGCACUCACACCGAUUUGUGAUCGAUCAGCAAUCGAAAGACAGGUUCCUACACACGCACACUCACACGGUCUCACCAGCACUCGCAGUUCGAAGUAUCUGAGUAUAUAGUAAUCGUACGAAAGUCCAGGAAAGUCCAGCCAGCCCCGCAGCCCCAUGAUUUGCUUGAAAUCCGACUCGUAGCCCUUAAUCCAUUAUGACUUUUCGCUUCACUUUCAACAAGCGCCUCACGAGAGCCCCUUGUACAAAAAGCAGCCGCAAAAAUGUUUCAAACUCCCUCCAACAACUUACUCCUUAACACGCCAGUAUUAACCCAUGUUUGUACAUGUUACGUUUAUGGUUUUAUUUCAGUUGCCAGAAGAGGAAUGGUUAGCUGCAAAUUUGUUGUGUUAGUUCUCUGUUGUUUAGGCCGAACGAAGGCGAUAAGGAAGCCCGAAACAAGCAAACCAAGUCAAACCAAACCAAACUAAACCAAACCGAAACCGAACCGAUAACCAAACAGAAUAUCCAAGUAGCUAAUAAUAUAUAUAUAUGGUAUAGAGACAGAGAGAAGGCCCCUACACAAGUAAAGUAUAUUGAAAACAAUCAAAGUAUGCCAUCGAAUGAUAUUAAUUGAUAUUAGCUAAUCGAGCAUAGCCGUAAUAAAGUAGAUAUUAUCGCCUAAUCAUAUAAGCCAAUAAACACACUUGCAGCCCGUAAGCAGAGACAGUUUGGCAGGACACAGGUCACAGGACACAGGAUAACGAUAACGAUACCCAGAAGGCAAGCAUUAAUCAACUUAUAGACAACAUGACACACACACACACCCGCGAUAGGGAUCGAGAAUUUCAGAUGGUAGUACAUGAAUGUGAAACAUAAAAAUAGUCUUAUGGUAAAUACAACUAAAAGUGUAGAGUAUAUAAAUGUAAAGUGGUAAAGCCUAGACUUAGCGUUGGUUGAUAAGUACAUAGAGUAUACACAGCAUAUGCAUUAAACAAACAUGCUUAUAUAACGUAUAUAUACGGGCAGUAUAGAAAACACUCACACCACAAACGAACACUCACAAUCACAUACGGAGAAGAAAAACUAGAUGCGAGCAGCGUAUGGUAAAUGAUAUUUAUUGUUUAUUGUGUUGUAUGCGUUGGAUGAUAACUCACAAAUAGAUGUGCGAAAUGAAAACUAAUUAAAACGAUGACAACAGCAGCAACAAAUCCCAAGUACUAGAAAUAGCAAUACGCAUACGUAACGUAAUCGCAAUCGCAGUCGCAUAUAUUUUCGUGCGUAUCGGACAAUUAAGCUGCAAAGGACGAAGGGACGAGGCUUGAUUUGCAUUUGACACGCCCCAAUCCCCAGCGAAUUGGCAGCGUGGAAUUUGUUAUGUCAUUUUUUAGUGGAAUUUUUCGCAGCUAACGGAUCAGAGCAUUUAGUUACUCGGGUGUGGCCCCCAGCACCAGUAAAUGUCUAUCGAUAAUACCCACGCCGGAAUAUAUCCAAAUAUAUAUAUUUGUAGGAUGCGCUCACUCAGUACGAUAAGAGGGGUCAGGGGAUUUUAGCCAAGGAUCUGUGGAUCAGCAGGACAUGUAGUCUUUGGGGGCAGUCGUACUGUAUAUUUAAAUGUUUUUAGCACUAGAACUUAGAGAAACUACGAGACGCAUGGCAUGCGACUUAGAUGUAGAUGUGAUUUUAAAGUGGGCGGGAUUGGGCCGGAUUAAUGCAAGUGAAGUGAAGCUGACAAAUGCAUUUUUUGUUGUUACUUUAUUUUCUAGAAAUUUUGUUGAAGUGAGAAAAAAAUGCGAGAACAAAAAUUUGAAAUGUUGUUGACCAAACGAAAAUAAGAAAAAAUAAAAUAAAAUAAUCUUAAAAGACCGUUUUGCAGGAAACAAAAAUUUGGCUAGGAAAAACAGAGAAGAGAAAACCAUUUAUGAGCGAAAAAGUUUAUAGUUAAGACAGAAAAAAAACGGAAAAAAAAUAUUAUCGGUUUGUUUGUUAAUGUUUGCGCUACAUAUCAGUAAAGAGUUAAAAUGGGUAGUUGGCACGUAGAAAUAGUGAAGAGUUGGAAACUAAAUAAGAAUUAACUGUGGAAGGUAAUGAACAUAAAGACAAGCUGACGAAGACGACGAACUAAAUAAUAUACAAUUAUUAAAAAGGAAAACAUUAAAAAUAAAUAUGAAUAACAGCUGUAACUGUAUGUAUUUAUGUUGUGUAACUACAAAACGUGCUAAGUCAUUUAUAUACGUCUAUAUAUAUAUAUAUAUAUGAACAUAUACAAAGUAUUUAUACACAUGAAAGCCCACGUCACAUAUACCGCAGAGAAGGACUAAUCCUGGUAGAGGGAUUUUCCCAGAGCAAAUACCGUGUAGCUGCACUCUAUUGCCGGAUGAUGAUGAUGAUUAUUAUUAUUCAUCGACUCAGGUUCUGUUCCGAUCAUAGCCCAUUGCCACCAUUAGUCGAGCAUAAUUCAAUUCCGAGUCCUUCGCUUUGAGUUACUAAUUCGGUUUGGAGUCAAUGCCAACUACACACUGAAACGAUUGCAGUUAUUAACCAUAAACUACAAUUACCAAUUAGUCAAUUCGAAGUGUAAUUAACUGGAGUGCUGAAACAGGAGCAGUUAGCUAAAUUUACCACACGCAACGCGAAAAACAGGCGAUGCAUGUGGGGGCACAUAGCGUAAAUUAAACUAAACCGAGCGAGGGGAGAACAAAUUUUAACGAGAUCCAGUUGCAGCAAGGUGAAACCGAAAAUCAAUCAAAUAAAAGUAUUAUCUAAGCUACAAAACAAGUAUAUAUAUUUACAUGCAGGCAGACCCUUCAACGUGGAAUGGCAGUGCAUACUAUGUAUCCGAUAUCUGAGUGUGUUCCCCAGUAAGUUCGAUUGCACACCAGUCAGGGAUAAUGCAGGAGUAUCUAAGUUACUGGCAGACACAGAGAUGCAGAACAGAACAUUAUAUUUAAAGUACUAGCCACGAGAACCAAAGCAAAUCAAAUUGAAAUUCUGGAUAAUCCGAGCUAGCAACCCCGGGAUAUUUUUGUGCAAUAAACCAGACGGAUUGAAGGGCAUGUUAUGCAAUUAAAAUUACACUAAGAUUGUAAACAAAUCAAAUGCAAAUGUAGAAAAAAUCAAACGAUGAGCAAACAACCAAAAGCUGCUAACAAAACAAACAUCAAAGGAAAAACAAAAGCUAGAACCAAAAAAGUUUUGGAUGGCAUUCGACACGAGGACAGAACUCACACAGAUACAAAUACAGAAACAACUACAGAUACAGAUACAGAUACCGAAAUAGACACAGACAUAGAUAUCGAUAUUAUACGAACAAUAUAUAUAUAUAUAUACACACAUAUAUAUAUACAGACGUAAAAUAUGAUAAGUAAAUAGCAAAUAACUAAAGUAAACAAAGUAUAGAUAUCGACUGCAGUAUUGCAAAUAUUUUGUAGAAAUUUAAGCAUGUUUGAGUGUGUUUUAGGACAAGGACUAGAAAACACAAAGGCGAAAGGCAAACAGGAUGAAAAAAUCGAAAACAUUGUAGCGGAAUAUAAAGGCCGAGAAAACGAGCAGACCCAAACCAAAAAACAAACAGCAAGAACAAAGCCGAAAAUUGGAAACCUAAUGCAUAAGCUAAGUAUUAAAUAUACACUAAAACGGAAGUAUAUAUACAAUUUAAAUACGGCGUCACAAGUCACACAGACACACACACAUACAAACGGCAUUUGCAUAAGAAAACACUCACACACACACACAAAAGUGAAACAACGUAACGAAUAUUAAAAGAGUUAAUCAAAUUAAGCAUAACAAGAAAUUCAAAGGAAAAAUAUUUAUAGUUGAAAAACAAACAAAUAAAAACCAGGAUAAUUUGGCUGCGUAUUUGUAUACCAACGCGCCAAAUAAACCCGAAUAACCCGACAGCGAAAUGCAAGCGAAAUAUUAUACAACAAUGUCAGCGAAGCGUGGAGGUCACCAGCCACCGCCCCUCAAAGGCGGUCUGGUGGUGACCCCGACCAGUGGGGGAAGUGGUUUUAGAGCUAGAGACGCUGGGAGGCCAUAGGAGGCGAAAUGCAUAGAAAAAUUAUACUUAGGUGACGGCAAAAACAAAAAAUCGAAAUAAAAAAACACAAAAAUAACACAAAAACAGGAGUGUAAUAACAAACAAGUGAAGAGUCAGGCGGGAAGUAAAAACAAAGAACAACUGCAACAUAGAAAUGAUGAAAAUAAGUAAAUAUACCGAAUAAACAACAAAAAUUAUAUUAUGUAUACAUAAAUAUAUUGAAAGAAAACAAAUAAAAACGAACAAAAAAAAUUUUGUAAAAAUAAA